AUGGAAGGACGUUUAAUAGAAUACCGUCCAAUUGGCGGUGGUCUCGACUAUCAUCACAAUUCUCCAUUAAUUGGUGAAAUACCACCGGGCGGUGAGUAUUCACAAGCCGUACACCGAUCCAUAGAUCAAUUAAGAAAUACCCUAAACGAACGUGUUACCUUAGGACCAUUAAGCGUUUUUUCGAAUACCGCCGAUUUGAGAACAUCUGUUCUCAAUUACACGCAACAAGCGUCGCAUCAACAACAACAGCAGCAGCAUCAACAACAACAGCAACAUAAUCAGCAGCAGCAACAACAACAUCAGUCACAUUAUCAAAUACAAGGUGCAGUAUCGACAACAACAACACCAAACGGUUCAGUGGCUGAGGCAGUGUUGUUGCAUCAGAAAUCAUUGUGUUUAGAUACGAAGUUGGCCGAUUCCACUACAGGGGUGGUUAGUUCAACUGUGAGUUCAGGUGGUCGUGGUCGUAAAUCACGAAUUUACCCACCAAAUCCUAAUCAACACAUUGUUGUGACCAGUAACAGUGUGGACAAUGGCGGGACACGACAUCACAAUCGUCAACAGCAGCAACAGAACCAGCAGACGAAUGAUAGCAACAAUGGCAUAUCAUCGUCCACGUCAUCGCCGCAUCAUCAAAUGCAAUUACAGGAUAUUAAGGAUACUAAGAUCUUCACCUCCAAAGCAGAUCUUCAGCUGCACACCCAAAUGCAUAUGCGCGAAUCGAAACCCUACAAAUGCACCCAGUGCUCCAAAGCAUUUGCCAACUCGUCAUAUCUGUCACAGCAUACGCGAAUACAUUUGGGCAUCAAACCGUACCGCUGUGAAAUUUGCCAGCGUAAAUUCACCCAGCUGUCACAUCUGCAGCAGCACAUUCGAACGCACACGGGCGACAAACCGUACAAGUGUCGACAUCCCGGCUGUCAGAAGGCAUUCUCGCAGCUGUCGAAUCUACAGUCUCACUCACGUUGCCACCAAACCGAUAAACCAUUCAAAUGUAAUUCGUGCUACAAAUGUUUCUCCGACGAACCCUCAUUACUCGACCACAUACCCAAGCACAAGGAGUCGAAACAUUUGAAGACCCACAUUUGUCAGUAUUGCGGCAAAUCCUAUACCCAGGAGACAUAUCUGAAUAAACAUAUGCAAAAGCAUGCCGAGCGUACCGACAAGCGGCCGCCCAUUGUGGUGACAAAUGCUGGUAACAAUCCGGCCGGUGGUAGUGGCACACCUGCAGCUGGCGGUGGAACAGCGGCAUCUACAACCGCCACCACAACAACAGGUAAUAAUAGUAAUCCUGCAGUAGGUUCAAAUCCAUCUACUAAUAAUGGUUCGGCUACAACAGGUGUAGGAGCAGCAGGAAGUGGAGGAGGAGGAGGUGGUGCCGGAACGACCAAUACAACAACCACAGGUAUUGUUGCUGGGGUGCACAAUCAGCAUAAUCGCAACAAUUUGACAUUGCCUCCGGUAACAAUAGCACCCACCGAUAAUUCGUACUGGCCCAAAGUAAGCCCCGACUCAGCGGCUAAUUUAAAUGAUGUUAUGCAUCAACAGCAGCAGCAACAAUCCCAGCAACAACAUCACAACCAACAUCCACAUCAGCAGCAACAACAACAGCAGCAUCAUAACGGCCAGCAGGGUACAUCUCAACACCAUCCGCAACAACAAACCAAUCCACAGCAGCAGCAACAACCUUCCUCUCAGCAACAAGGUCACAUGGACUAUGGCAAUCACCAACAGCAGCAGCAACAACAGGGCGGCAAUGCGGGACAAUCGAAUAAUCCGCAUAAUGAUCUACAAGGUCAUCAUCGCAUGAAUGAUAAUGGCCGAGAAGAUAUUGUCUCGACACCAUCCACCGUUGGACCCUACGAUGCAUCGAGCAUUACCAAAACCACCACAAAUUCAGCAUUUACACCGAUCAACUCUAUGCCUCCGCACUUGAACACCCUGUCACAUCAUGCCAUGGCCCAGCGUCCGUAUUUGUAUGACGCCAUCAGUUUUCAGAAUAAAAAUGUAAAUCAAAAUAAUGCCUCGAAUGCAUUUCCAAAUCAACUGAUAUCGUUGCAUCAGAUACGUAACUAUGCCCACCAGCCGGGUGGCCUAACAAUGGCCGGUGAACAUCUAUUGGGUGUUAGUGUGGGCCCCGGCAAGGAUAAGGGAUAGCUAUAUUUCUAA
Messenger RNA from Musca vetustissima, 2169 nucleotides. RefSeq names its product zinc finger protein rotund. Lineage: Eukaryota; Metazoa; Arthropoda; Insecta; Diptera; Muscidae. The coding region runs from base 1 to 2157 and encodes 718 amino acids. Gene Ontology annotation, biological process: regulation of DNA-templated transcription. The record is from RefSeq and is a predicted model, not a curated record. The transcript is spliced from 3 exons. Gene Ontology annotation, molecular function: DNA-binding transcription factor activity, RNA polymerase II-specific; RNA polymerase II cis-regulatory region sequence-specific DNA binding.